AUGUUUAGAUUUAAAAAUAUUUUUAAAUGUAAUCCUAGACACUUCUCAACAGCAACCAGAUCAGGAUUCAAAGUCGUAACUCAUGAUUACGACGCAAUUGUGAUUGGAGCCGGGGGAGCGGGCUUGAGAUCGGCCCUGGAACUAUCGAUUCUAGGGCAUAAAACGGCCUGUAUCUCGAAAUUGUUCCCAACGAGAUCACAUACAGUCGCUGCACAGGGAGGUAUCAACGCAGCACUAGGCAACAUGGGCGAGGACGACUGGAGGUGGCAUUUUUACGACACAGUCAAGGGCUCGGACUGGCUGGGAGACCAGGAUAGCAUAUACCACAUGUGCAAGAGCGCGCCGAGUGCAGUGAUUGAGUUGGAAAACUUCGGAGUGCCCUUCUCGAGAAACGAAGAGGGGAAGAUCUACCAGAGAGCGUUCGGAGGACAGAGCUUGAAUUUCGGAAAGGGAGGCCAGGCGUACAGAUGCGCAGCAGUGGCAGACAGAACAGGACACUCGCUGCUGCAUACAAUGUAUUCGACGUGUUUAAAGUACAACUGUUCGUUCUUCAUAGAGUACUUCCUGGUGGACCUGAUAAAACACCCGCACGAAAAUCUCACCGUUAAGAACGAUGCAGGAAUAAUUGGAGGGAUCUUCGCAAGAAUGAGUAACAUGGAGCUGCACGUGUUCAGAGCGAACCACGUGGUCAUCGCCACGGGAGGCUUCGGAAGAUGCUACUUCAGCUGCACGUCGGCACACAUGUGCACGGGAGACGGAAACGCAGCAGUGAGUAGACUGGGACUGCCGCAGCAAGACAUGGAGUUCGUGCAGUUCCACCCAACGGGAAUAUACCCAGCAGGGUGCCUGAUAACGGAGGGGUGCAGAGGAGAGGGAGGAAUACUGCGCAACUGCGAAGGAGAAGCGUUCAUGGCGAGAUACGCCCCUGUGGCGAAGGACCUGGCGUCCAGAGACGUGGUGAGCAGGUCAAUGACAGUGGAGAUCAACGAAGGGCGAGGAUGCGGGCCAGACAAGGACCACCUCUACCUGGACCUGACGCACCUGAGCGAGGACGUCUUCAGAGAGAAGCUGCCAGGAAUAACGGAAACGAGUAAAAUAUUCGCAGGAGUGGACGCGAGGAAGGAGUACAUCCCAGUCUUGCCAACAGUGCACUACAACAUGGGAGGAAUACCGACGAACUAUAAGACGCAGGUGCUGACGAGUGUACAGGCAGCAGUGAGUCCACAGGGAGCAAAGCCAGCAAAGAGUGGCAAGGGGUCGAGAACAAAGACCAGUGAGCCAACGAGUGCAACCAGUGGGUCAGUGGGAGCCAGUGGACCCAGUGGAUCCAGUGUUAGUGCAGUAAGUCUGGGAAACGGAGGUUACUUUACGACCCCCAGAGCAAGCACAGGGCCCACGAGCAGUGAGCUAGUGGACCACGUGGUCUACGGACUGUACAGCGCAGGCGAAAGCGCGUGCGCCAGCGUGCACGGAGCGAACAGACUGGGAGCAAACUCGCUCCUGGACAUCAUCGUCUUCGGCAAAAUGUCAGGAACGACAAUAAACGAACAGAUAAAAAGCGACGCGAGCAACGCAAGUAACUUGCCGGACUCAAGUCUCUACAAGGAGGCCGUGGACAGGGCAGUGGACAAGAUGGCGACGCUGCUGUCGGGGAACUCAACGAGUGGCAGUAGCGCCACGAGCAUGAAAGUGAGCGAGCUGAGGCUGGAGAUGCAGAAGAGCAUGCAGAAGUACGUGAGCGUCUUCAGAGACGGGAAGUCGCUGCUCGAGGGCAAGAACAAGCUGAGGGAGCUCGCGAACCAGUUCCAGUACGUGAGGAUCAGCGACGGGAGCAAGGCCUUCAACACGGACCUCUACGAGGCGCUGGAGCUGGAAAACCUGCUGCAGCUCAGUCUGCAGACGGUGACGGCCGCGGAGGCUAGGAGGGAGUCAAGGGGCGCGCAUUCGCGGGAGGACUGCCCGAAGAGGGACGACGAGACUUGGAGGAGGCACUCAUUGACGUACCUCAACAACGCGAGCAGAAGUAAGAACCAUACGCAAGGCUUUGGAUAUGAUGGAACACACGGAGGCUACGACGUCGUCGUGGGAUACCGCAACGUAAUUGACGAGACGCUCGGCAGUGACAUGAAGACGAUACCGCCAUUCGAAAGAACAUACUAA
Molecule: messenger RNA, 2160 nt
Organism: Theileria orientalis strain Shintoku
Lineage: Eukaryota; Apicomplexa; Aconoidasida; Piroplasmida; Theileriidae
Product: succinate dehydrogenase subunit
Exons: 5
Coding region: 1-2160 (719 amino acids)
Biological process (GO): mitochondrial electron transport, succinate to ubiquinone
Molecular function (GO): succinate dehydrogenase (quinone) activity; electron transfer activity; flavin adenine dinucleotide binding
Source: RefSeq, a predicted model, not a curated record